AUGACUUCCUAUAUUGUCGGCCUGAACAGCGGCUCGUCGUUUGACGGGGUUGAUGCUGUGUUGUGCCAGAUUUCUAUGGCCGAAGAUGGACAUCCAUCGCGUCCAGUCUAUGUCGAUGGUCUAACUGUUGACUGGCCGGCUGAACUGGAGCCACUUGUCCUUAGAGCCUUCAACAAUGAGCUGUCUCUCUUUGAGAUGACUCGGCUCAAUUACGCCGCAGGUGCGCUCUACGCAGAGGCAGCGAACGCUCUGCUAGUAAAGGCCGGGCUUGACGCAGCCAGUGUCGAUGUCAUCGGUUAUGAUGGUCAAACCGUCUACCAAGAACCACCUAAUCGCGAAAAGGAGAAGGCCUAUGUGCUGAGUGGCAACAGGAGCCUGGUUGGGAAGUGGCUUGAGGGUGGUUACCCUUGUGGUUUCUUCAUCGCUGAGUCUGGUGUUGUGGCAGCGCUCACCAACAUCGAUACAGUCACACAAUUCCGUCCCAUCGAUCAUGCGCUGGGUGGUUCGGCUGCUCCGUUGAUGCAGUACCUUGACUUUGUGGCAUUCCGCAACGACGGGCCAACGGUGACGCUCAACAUUGGUGGUAUUGCCAACCUACAGCUCGCCAAUAAAGACCGAAGCAAGAUGAUGGCAUUUGACACUGGCCCGGGCAACGUGAUCAUCGACCACGUCGCCCGCGUUCGAACUGGCCGACGCUAUGAUAAAGACGGCGAACUUGCAGCCAAGGGCACCAUCAUCCAGAAGCUACUGGACGAGUUAUUCCAACAUGACUUUUAUGGCCGUCAGCCUCCUCGAUCAGCCUGGCGCCUUGAUUUCGGUGCCGCCUACGCUGAUGACAUUCUCCAGCGUUAUGCUGACCGGUCGACCGAGGACCUGCUCGCAACUCUGACGCGCUUCACCGCCCAAUCGAUUGUCCGAAGUCUUGUCGACUUCGUGCUUGUUCGUGGCCCCCUGACACAGGUGAUUGCUUCAGGCGGUGGCACGCGCAACGCCACACUUAUGGCAAACCUGAGCGAAGAGCUAUCUAAGCACAAUCUGAAAGUCACGGUUAGUGAUGAGGUGGGCAUCCCCGCAGCCUACAAGGAAGCUAUCAAGUUCGCGACGUUGGCCUAUGCGAACAAGCGCCAGCUGGCUAACAAUAUUCCUGCUGCUGGGGGUGCGGUGAAGUAUGCGGUACUGGGUAAACUGAGCUGGGCACCACAGAAGGCCCAAAUGGCCGAAGAAGUUCUGGAUAGAGACGAGAAGGUACUGGGGAUUACUCGCCACUAA
This is a messenger RNA of Clonostachys rhizophaga, 1269 nucleotides long. NCBI's taxonomy places the organism in Eukaryota, Fungi, Ascomycota, Sordariomycetes, Hypocreales, Bionectriaceae. The record is from the annotation of a GenBank genome assembly.